CUCAGCUUGCUAGCGCCCUGCCUGGCAAGUCUUUGUCUAUCUCCAGAAAGGCUGAUGUUGGUGUAUCCACUUUGGACUAUGAGGUCGAGUAGUAUCUCCGCCAUUGGUUGUUGUUAAUAAUAUGAAGCGUCUGAAAGCGAAUGGUCGGAAGCAGUUAAACGCAAAAAUAAAAUAAUGAAUCACGAGUCAUGAAUAUCAUGGCAUUAUUCAUCCGCGUAGCUUUGUUCUACCAAAUGUUGAUCGCUACUAAGAUAUCCUCCACAUGGCGUGACCGUGCUAAGCCUGUGACAUCAUGCUAUAUGACAGUAAGCUAGCGUCAUGGAAUCUCAGAGCUAAUUUACAUUUCUGGUCACGAAUACGAUUACGACUGCUCUAGACCGUCGCAGAUUGGACAGCUUAACGUGGACAUAUUCAAGGAUCCUGAUCAAUCGGCUUUGUUGGAAAGUUAACGCUGCGGCUUAUUAUAAUUUAAUCGGCAGCCUAUAUUCCACCAUAAAUACAACUCGAUACCCAUGUACCAAGCUACGUUGAUCCCGCACUUAUCCUCCCUUAUCGUGCUUACCCCGGAACCCUAAGUGAUACUAAACUGAAUCACCAUGAAAGUCCAUCUCUGGUCGGUGGCAGUAACAGCCACUCUCUCCUCGGCCUUAUUCAUUCCCACCUCCCAGCAAGCCCUAAAUGACCUCGACCUCAACAACAUCGACGGAAAAGAUAAAGCGUCCCUCGAUGAUUACCUCUUCCAACUCUCGCUCCUGGACGCCGCAUCCGAAAUCCAAAACAGUGACCUAGAUGUCACCCCCACCUCUAUUUUCGACACAGUAGACGCAGAAGACUACGACUGCGACUACUUGGAUGAUAACAACUAUGGCGACACAGAGUACCUCCCCGAGGACAUCACCGAGCUGCCCCCUUUCUCCCAACUACACUCCCCACACCACCCGCCCUCCGACAAGACUAUCUACGAGCUUAUCACGGAAAGCAAAUACACCACCAUCCUAGCGAAGCUUAUCAAGGAAGACAAGGAACUAGUCCAUCUCCUCAACUCGACAGAAGCAAACCACACUUUCUUCGCUCCCACGGACGACGCAUUCAAGAAGAUUCCGCACCACGACGACCACAAACCACCCAAGGAGCUCAUCCGCGCUGUCAUCAAGUACUACCUUGUCCCGGGACUUUGGGACGCCCGCACCGUCUUCCAUAGCCACACUCUGCCGACUGAAUUGGAGAGUCCAGCAUUGGGAGACAAGCUCCCCCAGAGACUAUCCGUCCGAGCAGGCUGGAGAGGUCUCACGCUAAACUUCUAUAGUCGGGUCGUAGCACCCGAUAUCCCCGGGAAAAACGGCUUAAUCCACGGUAUAUCCAGCGUCCUCAUCCCACCCCCAACAACCAAAACCCUACUCGACCUCGUCCCCACAAAAUUCAGCACCUUCGACCUCGCCCUCAUUAAGACCAACCUCACCAUCCCAGAAAACAAAGACAAAGAUACUAAAAAAGGCCACACAAUCUUCGCCCCCUCCAACACAGCCUUCAGUAAACUUGGCUUUAAAAUCAACGCCUUCCUGUUCUCGCCCUACGGCCAGAAAUACCUCCUCGCUCUUCUCAAGUACCAUAUUGUUCCGGACCGCACGCUGUACUCGGAUGUCAUUUACACGGAGAAGGGCGAGAUCCGACCGUUUGGGGUCAAGGGAUUCACCCAUUUGGAUCUACCGACGUUGCUGGGGGACAGGAGGUUGAGUGUUGAUGUGGUGCGGUUUGGGCCGUAUGCUUCGCUGAAGGUUAAUGGAUUUCAGCGGGUGGCGGUUGCGGAUGUGUUGGGGCGGGAUGGGAACGUGCAUAUCGUGGAUGAGGUGUUGGUUCCGCCGAAGAAGGUAGUGGAGGGGGCGGCGGAGUGGGAUGAGUGGAAUGAGGAGUUGACGGUGGAGGAUCUGAAGGAGCGGCUUGCGGGGUGGGUGGAGGAGGAUGAUCAUGAUUAUUAUGGUAAGGGGAUGGAGUCGUGGACGCAUGGGUUUGACUUGUAGGUUGAGCCGUUUGCUGGUUUGAGUAUCAUUUCUACUGGUUACUUUCAGGAUGCCAAAAGUUGGCUCUACCGAGAUAUGUACGCACAUGCUAGGUCUACCGAGCCAUUCAAAUGAUGUGAUAUGUCUGUAAUCAAUUGCAUCUGUAUCUUCGUGCAUAUCAAUGGCACCAUAUUUUCAAAGCAAGCAAACAUCCGUUGCCGGGUUGCAAUAAAAUCAAUUCGGAGAGGUAU
Messenger RNA from Aspergillus pseudotamarii, 2248 nucleotides. RefSeq names its product fasciclin domain-containing protein. The record is from RefSeq and is a predicted model, not a curated record. Gene Ontology annotation, biological process: macroautophagy. Bases 597 to 2018 code for a protein of 473 amino acids. The transcript has 2 exons. Lineage: Eukaryota; Fungi; Ascomycota; Eurotiomycetes; Eurotiales; Aspergillaceae. Gene Ontology annotation, cellular component: fungal-type vacuole membrane.